AUGAUACUUUCUGUCAAAUGUUCAGCCUCCCCACUUCCAAGAACAAUCGGGAACCUUGAUUUUGAUGUAGGCGUUGCUAAUUUUAUACAAAAUCCAAUAAAUUAUGAAAUACAUACGGGAGGUAUUCAGCCGCCAGAAGUUCAUAUAUAUUGUCCUGGUCUUGAUGUUGAUAAUGAUGCACUAAAUGUUGCUAGUAGAAGUCAUCAAUAUGAUCCGGCUGGCGUCAUGUUUGAUUAUGCUGAUGUUAGUCAUGAUGAAACAAUUGAUAAACUCGAAUUUAGAAGAUUUACUAAUCCUACUGUUGGUUUCAAACCAGCGAAUAUAUCGCAUAAUCUCACAAUAAAUAAUUCAAAUAUCAAUAUAACAUUUAAUCUUACUACUAUAAUUCAAACAACAACUUUACCAACAAUAUUAGUCUCAUUUUUAAAUGCAUCAUUUUAUUCAUCUUUUAAUUUUACUACGUCAUCUUUAGAUAUUAAUAAUUCUCUACCAGUUUGUAAUUUUUCUAUAUCAAAUAAUAAUACAUCAAUAUAUCAAGUAACUAUAAAUCAAACACUUUAUUCAUAUGAUAUUAUUGAAGAAAAUCAUGGUAAAGAUUUAUAUCCAGGUGGACAUUAUAUUCCAAAAGAAUGUCGAACAGAACAACGUUUAGCUGUUAUUAUAUGUUAUCGUAAUCGUGAACAACAUUUAAAAAUGUUUCUUAAUCAUAUUCAUCCAUUUUUACAAAAACAAAAACUUGAUUAUACAAUAUUUGUUGUCAAUCAGUAUGGAAAUGAUCCAUUUAAUCGUGCUGCUUUAUUUAAUGUUGGUUAUUUAGAAGCUAUGAAAUUAUAUCCAUAUGAUUGUUUUAUUUUUCAUGAUGUUGAUCUUUUACCAGAAGAUUUACGAAAUAUUUAUAAAUGUGGAGAUCAACCAAGACAUAUGUCUGUAGCUAUGGAUAAAUUUAAGUAUGCUAUACCUUAUUCAGAGUUCUUUGGUGGUGUAACAGCAUUUCAUUCAUCAGAUAUUCUUGGUACAAAUGGUCAUCCAACAGUUUAUUGGGGAUGGGGUGGUGAAGAUGAUGAUAUAUAUUUCCGUGUUGUUAAAAAAUUAAAAAAAUCGAUAACACGUUAUCCAAUUGAAAUAGCUCGUUAUAAAAUGAUUCGUACACAUGGUCAUACAGCUGCUGAAUCAAAUUCACAUCGUCUUACGAUAUUAUAUUCAAAAUAUGAUUAUAAUCUUGACGGUAUAAAUACAACAAAUUACACAUUACAUAAUAUAGUUUUUUAUAAAUUAUUUACAUUGAUUAAUGUAACAUUACCUGAAGAAUCAUUCGAACAUAUUCGUACACGUUUACAUAUAAAAAAUAAAAAAUAA
This is a messenger RNA of Rotaria sordida, 1356 nucleotides long. Lineage: Eukaryota; Metazoa; Rotifera; Eurotatoria; Philodinida; Philodinidae. The record is from the annotation of a GenBank genome assembly.